UAUUCAUUUUUUUCUCACUAAACAGUAGAAACAUUUUUUUAAUCUAUCAUUUCAAAUCAUCCACUCUUGAUCCCCAAGUCCCCAACUGAAUCAGGAAUACUUUUGGUAGUUUACCAUUUUAAUUUUUUUUAUAUGAACAAAUAAUAUGGCAGCAGCUACUAAUAUCAAUAUUGCUUCAACCGGGAUCGUUCUGGAAGCGCUUACAAAAGACAACUACGACAACUGGAGCACUCUGGUGAAAAACUAUCUUGUUGGUCAAGGUCUAUGGCGUGGUAUAGUUGAGGCUGAUCAAAAUAAUAAUAAUAAUAAAUCAGAAACGGAAGAAUGGAUAUCGAAGAACGCAAAGGCUUUACACGCCAUUCAACUGGCGUGUGGAUCAGAGAACCUCUCCAACAUAAGAAAAUUCGAAAAGGCCAGAGAGGCAUGGAAUCACUUGAAGAUCUCAUUCAGCAAAGACGUGAGAGCGUUUCCAGAUUCAGAUCAAAAACAUGGCAGUCAGGUUCACAGGCUCCACAGUGCAGUAAAGAGAGGAUACUGGAACGACGCGAAAUCGUACAUCAACAGGUACCCGGACUCUAUAUUCUGCACCGCAUCCUCCACGGGAAGGACGGUUCUCCACGUGGCAGUGGCUUCUGGUAAGGAGAGGAUCGUGAAGGAGCUAGUUAACAUGGGGAACCAGCGGUUGCUGAAGAUGCAGGACAAAAGGGGAUACACUGCGCUUGCUCUUGUUGCUGAGUUAACGGACAACGUAGCUAUGGCGGAGAUGAUGGUUGUUAAAGGAGGAGAGGAGUUGCUAACCAUAAGGACCAAGCAAGACGAUGAUGAAUAUGUUGGUGGUUACAUCAACGACCACCAGAAUGGUGAGAUUCCGGUUCUCAUUGCUUCCAAGAAGGGUCACAAAGAAAUGACGGCGUACCUGUUCUCUAAGACUCCUCCUUCUGUUUUCUUUGAGAAGGGAGGCCGUUAUGGAAUUAUACUUCUUACGCGAUGCAUCUAUGCAGAAAUAUUCGAUGUUGCUGCCUCACUGAUCCAACACAGGCUUAGUGGAGAAUUGCGACUUGAUCCUGAAUCAGAAUCAGUGGAUCUACGGCCCAUAUAUGCACUAGCUCACAUGCCUUCUGCAUUUCUUAGUGGAACCCAGCUUGGAUUAUGGCAGAGAUAUAUUUAUCACUGUCUGAAGCUGAAGACACUCCUAAAGCUUUCUAAUAAAAGUAUGGAGAUUAUAUUACAUGUUGAUCCGGACGACACAAAGGCAAAUAUCUUGGCUAAUCUUAUUGCAACUUCUCCUUUAGACAAAAUCUCUAAUGGACUUCGAAAACUUCCCGGGAGUGAGAAAAUAUAUGAGAUGAAAAAGAACCAUCAUCUAGCAUGUGAGAUUCUGAAAUGGUUGAGCAAAAAAAUAUCGGAAUUAGACGAAACCAAGCUACAUAAGUGCUUCGCUUACGACUCCAUGUUGCAUGCAGCAAAGUAUGGACUUGUUGAGUUCAUAGAUUCAAUGAGGCAUGCAAAUCCUGACCUUCUGUGGGCCAUGGACAAAAAUGAAAGAGGCAUAUUUUCACAUGCAAUUGCGUAUCGUCAUGACAGAGUUUUCAGAUUCAUUCAUGAGAUCGAGGGGCGUAAAGAGAUGAUUGCAUCCCGUGAAGACGUCUUCGAUAAUAACAUUUUGCAUCUUGCAGCUGAACUAGGCCCUUCCUCUUACCUUGGCAGAUUUCCCAAUUCAGCAUUGCAAAUGCAAAAAGAACUUCAAUGGUUUAAGGCGGUGGAAAGAAUUGUGCCUGCCAAGUGCAAAGAAGCCAAAAAUGCAGAUGGCAAGAAGCCUCGUGAACUGUUUACCAAAACCCACGAGGAAUUGGUAAAAUCUGGUGAAAAAUGGGCAAGAGAUAUUGCAGGUUCUUUUACACUCGUUGGUACUCUCAUUAUUACUAUGAUGUUUGCUGCAGCCUUCACUGUCCCAGGUGGAAACGAUCAAAAUACUGGCAUUCCAAUCUUUCUAAAAAAACGUGCUUUUAAAGUCUUCAUCAUAGCAGAUGCAGUGUCUCUCAUCACAUCUUCUUCUUCUGUUUUGAGUUUCAUUUGGAUCCUCACUUCGCGAUAUGCUGAGAAUGAUUUUCUAUGGAAGUUACCUGUCAAGUUACUUUUGGGCCUCAUCACCCUCUUCUUUUCCGUGUUAUCCAUGAUGAUAGCCUUUGUGUCUGCACUUUUUAUGAUGCUAGAGGGGAAUCGAGGUGUUGUGAUAGCAACAACGUCACUUGCAGUUGUUCCAGUCUUGGUACUCAUACCCACAUUGUUGAUCCUCUUCUUUGAGAUUUUAGUAUCUACAUUAAGAUCACCCAAAUUACUCACUUCUAAGAAAAAGAACAAAAAAGAUUAA
Messenger RNA from Arachis duranensis, 2371 nucleotides. Its product is annotated as ankyrin repeat-containing protein ITN1-like. NCBI's taxonomy places the organism in Eukaryota, Viridiplantae, Streptophyta, Magnoliopsida, Fabales, Fabaceae. The transcript has 5 exons. Gene Ontology annotation, molecular function: protein binding. Bases 146 to 2371 code for a protein of 741 amino acids. The record is from RefSeq and is a predicted model, not a curated record.